Messenger RNA from Diabrotica balteata, 1035 nucleotides. NCBI's taxonomy places the organism in Eukaryota, Metazoa, Arthropoda, Insecta, Coleoptera, Chrysomelidae. The record is from the annotation of a GenBank genome assembly.
GUUGUGUAGUAGUUGAGUGUUUAGAAUUGUGAUUAAAUUUAAAAUAUGGUGAAAAGAGAAGACACAGUGUUGAUAGUACCUACAAUGGCUCGUACACCUUUGAAAUCAUCUUUUUCAAUUAGUUCGAUACUUCCUGAAACAGCUUUAGAGGCUCCAAAGAGUCCAGAGCAAACUCAAAGUCCAACUCCGAUAUCAGAAACCGACUUAAGCGACUCUGAUUGUGAUCUGGACGUGACUGGUGACGACGACGAUUCACCUGUGGUAGACUGCUCAAAAUCAGAAGAAAAAUCUUCUGAGGAUAAGAAAUCUAAAGAAAAACCACCGUACAGUUACAACGCUUUGAUUAUGAUGGCGAUUAGAAAUAGUCCUGAAAAGAGAUUGACUCUGAAUGGUAUCUACGAAUAUAUAAUGUGCAACUUUCCGUACUACAGAGAAAACAAACAAGGCUGGCAGAAUUCCAUAAGGCAUAAUUUGAGUUUGAAUAAGUGUUUUGUUAAGGUUCCAAGGCAUUACGAUGAUCCCGGCAAAGGAAACUACUGGAUGUUGGACCCCUCAGCUGAAGACGUUUUUAUUGGAGGAACCACUGGAAAGCUUCGUCGCAGGUCAACAGCAGCUUCCAGAUCCCGUCUAGCAGCUUACAAGAGAACAUUAUCCAUGUAUUCCCCCUUACAACCGAUGUACCCGGGAUUCUAUCCUCCAUCACCGGCGCUCCUAGCAGCAGCUUACCAAAGGUACCAUCCGUACAUAGCAACCAUGGGUAGUACAGCCAUACCAACCGUCCUGAGGCCAUCACCCGUACAACCUCAACCUGGUCCACAACCUUUUAAUAUGGAAAGGUUACUCGCACCGAGUGUUGACUUCUUCAGACAACCUUUGGAUCUGUAUAGUAGCUUUAGGUUGCCUCCUCCUCCGCCUAGUAUGCUAGCGCAUCACCAAAUGGCGUUAUCACCUACGAGCAGUUCCAGCUCUCCAGAACCUAGAACCAGUCCCGACACGUUGUUUAAACCAGUGGCUGUGAUGUCUAGGCAUAGUUGA